Molecule: messenger RNA, 4191 nt
Organism: Aspergillus ibericus CBS 121593
Lineage: Eukaryota; Fungi; Ascomycota; Eurotiomycetes; Eurotiales; Aspergillaceae
Gene: bud4
Product: putative GTP binding protein (Bud4)
Exons: 4
Coding region: 1-4191 (1396 amino acids)
Molecular function (GO): GTP binding
Source: RefSeq, a predicted model, not a curated record
AUGGGCAGCAGUACCGGUCAACGCCCACUGACGGAGGUGAGCCCAAUGGCCCAACGGCGAAAUUCUCCGAGCUGGAGCCAGAGUACCAAAAUGACGAAAACCCACGAAUCGUCACCGCACGAGAUGCCAUCCUCGCCGCGUCUCUUCUGGAAGGGCCGUGAGUCGGGUUCUCCCUUCCCAAGAAGCUCCGAGAACCAGACCCCCUACGACCCCGAGGCCUCAUUUUCUCCUUCCAAGCGCCCCUCCCUUGAGAACCUUAAGCGCGCUUCGAGGGUCAAAAACAACAACAUGUUCCGCGGUUACAACCAGGAGUACGACCCCGCGAAUGUAUAUGUUCCACAGAGGCCCUUGGCCACCAGUCGCUCGCCGCAGAAGCAGGGACCGAACGUGCCCCAAGCGCGACUAUCAGACAUCCAAGAUGGCAGCCAAAUCGGUUCCAGACCCCCGUCCCCGAGCAAGGACCAGGUUCCCCCCGCCAAGUCAUCUCUGUCUCGAGCGAGUCGCUUCGGCGCAAAGGAUGCAUUCGACCCCGAGAGCGAAAUCUGGUCCGAUAUUGAUGGAAGUCGGCAUGCCAAAAGCGUGACCUUCGACGCCGCGCCGCCACAGGUGAACGAGUACGAGAUGACCACGCCUGACCCGUCCUCCAUCGCCUCCGGGUCCCGUGAAGGAAGUUAUGAUUCGGAGGAAGACGAAGGCGACAUCAGUUUUGACCGUGAAUCCUCCCUUGACCGGGACGACAGCUUCGAUGCUUCCUUGGAGGACCUCGAGAAGACUCCUGUGGUCUUGCCGGAAGACUGGCGCUACAUGAGCCCCGCCAAUGCCAACGACGACCUGGUGAAGGAGGAUGAGGAUCCGUUUACGGAGGAUGACGAAAGCCACAGCCCCGAUCCGCGACCGUCCUCCCACCAAGGACCGCCUGUCCAGCAUUCCCGUGUUGAGUCGCUAGAUUCAAAUGGCGAGCGCCGCCCUCUUCCCCCUCUUCCGCCUACAAACCGCCCGUCGUUUUCCCAGCAUGGUUCGUCCCCGGGGAAGCUGGCUGCAGCCUUCGAGCUGGGAAGCGGUGGUCAACGUGUUCUGCCAUCCCCUCCCGGCCCAGCCACGUACAGCAAGUCCGACAUUACCGACCGUGCUCAUGCGUCCAUGUCAUUGGAGGAUAGACUGCGUUUGAUGAUGAUUCAGGAAAAUGAGAGGAAAAACAAGGAUAAAGACCAUGCGGAUGCGCAGGUUGCCCAGCCGAAUGCGGAGCAUGAGGAGGAAGAGGAAGAGGAAGAGGAAGAGGAAGAGGAAGAGGAGGAAGACUGCGAAACCCAGGAUAAUGAAUCAACCCCGAGAGAGGCUGCAGAAGACUCAGAGGAAGAGGCCACCGAGGUAUUCUCACCCCCCCGGAUCUCCAGGGAUUCCAUUCUCCGAGAUCUCCGGAAGAGCGAGAGUUUCCUUGACGACUCUUUCGAGGACGUGUCCCAGAUCGAAUCGAGCCCUCAUCAUUACAUGCAUUAUGACCCUGAUGUCCCUAUCCCAUCCCUUGAGGACAAUGACGACGAGUAUGACGACGACGACGAUGAUGACCAAAGCAGCGUGGUGAUCAAGCCAGAAGAGCACGAUGACGAUCUUUAUGACAUACCGGAUUAUUAUGAAACGAUAAAAUCACAGAGUUCUUCUUCCAAAAGCCUGAAAGAUCAUCUGGUCGGCGAUGACGAGGUCAGCCAUCCAAGCUUGCCGCAGGAAGAGGACAUGGCGCCGCAGAGCGGGUCGCAAGAGUCCGAAGACAGGCAGCCAACACCCGUUCCCGAGGUGCGAGAGGAAGCUCCCGCCGAACCGUCGAAAAAUCAACCAGAACUAGAACCUCAAGAGAAUGAACUGCCCGCCCCGAAGAUGGCAGCUAUGAGAGAGGCACUGCAGCGACCAGCGACGCCAGAAGACCAUCACCAGAUAUCCGAGCCCUCGACUCCCGAGUCUGUCAUCCGGCAUCCUGUUGAUGAAGAGGUCAGCGAUGACGAGGUUUCUGCUGAUGAGGAUGUACCGGACCCCAUUGCCACGGUCAAAGCCCCCGGAACUGGUUUGAAAACCCGUCCAUCCCUGACACCUGCCGAUAUGGAACAAAUGGCCGCCACCCGUCGCAAGGUCAGCGGGCAGCUGCCUCCAUCCAUGCCACACCUGAGCAAACAGAAUUCGAACGAUUCGCAGGCCUCCCAGGCCUCCCAAGGCUCUGACGGCUCUGCCCCUGACGAACCUGCCGCAGCCCAGCCCGCAAAGGAACCUACUCGCAGACAACCAAGCUUGAUGAAAUUGGAUAUCCCAUUCAGCAUCCAGGAAGAAGAGAGCCUUGGAUUUGAUAUGGACAAGGAAUUUGACCGAGUCAUUGAGUCCCAAAAGGUGGCGUUUGAGCAAUCCCUAACCCAACUCCGAAACACUCCGUCCACCACUCACCCCCAGGAACCCCUGCACCAUGGACCAGGAGCCUAUUCUUUGGAUUCUGGACUGUCCACUAACCAGCAUAUCCCUAAACAGAGAGGUUAUCUCAUGCGACACAACACGAAGGUUAUCAUCGCCAGCAGCCGCAACGAGGACGAAAGUGCCCCGGCCGCCGGGGACACACCCACAGCGGCCCGACCCGCACCAACGCCGCGCAAGCCCAGUCAACAGACAUGGACGACGGUGCCUUGGAAUGGCCAGACUCGCCGUGCGAGUAUGAGAACCUCCAGCGGGAUGGUCCGCAAGAAGCCCGUCACGGGGCCUGCACCGCCGCUUCCAGGCCAACAGAGCAGCGUUCAAGAGCCCCCGGCGACCAUUGAGGAGACCGAGCCCGCGUUGAACGGUGCCUUGGACGAAGGCGAAGAGCGUGGUCGCCUCUUUGUCAAGGUAGUUGGAAUGAAGUAUCUCGACCUGCCCCUUCCCCGAGGCGAGAGAUCGUACUUCGCCCUCACGUUAGACAACGGUCUUCACUGCGUCACCACUGCUUGGUUGGAACUGGGAAAGACUGCCCCCAUCGGCCAGGAGUUUGAGCUCAUCGUGCAGAAUGACCUUGAGUUCCAACUGACUCUUCAAAUGAAGGUGGAUGAGGAGAAGUUCCGCACACAGGAGCCUGCGCCGCCUGUAUCCCCCACGAAGCAGAAGGCGUCAACCUUUAGUAAGAUGUUUGCUUCUCCCCGUAAGCGCAAGGAGCUCGACAUGAAACAACAACUUGUGUCCCAGCAAAACAAGGCUCGAGAUGUCAACGCACCUGUGUGGGAGCGGCUUCGAACCCUCAUCGCACGUGACGGAAGCUUUGCCCGCGCCUAUGUUUCCCUCAGUGACCAUGAGAAGCACGCCUAUGGCCGGCCCUACACGGUGGAUGUGGCAUGCUUCAACGAGUGGGCUGUUGAAGAGCAGCCGAGCAGUGUGAAGAGCAAGAAGAGCACCACAAGCACAUCAUCCCAGCGGCGGCCUCCCUACAAGAUCGGAAAACUGGAGCUUCAACUCCUCUUCGUGCCGAAGCCGAAGGGUGCCAAGGACGACGACAUGCCCAAGAGCAUGAACGCAUGCAUUCGGGAAAUGCGUGAAGCCGAAAGCGUGUCCGCUCGCAGUUGGGAAGGAUUUCUCUCUCAGCAGGGUGGUGACUGUCCGUUCUGGCGUCGUCGUUACUUCAAGCUGCAGGGCUCCAAGUUGACCGCGUACCACGAGACCACCCGUCAGCCUCGCGCGACCAUCAAUCUGUCCAAGGCCGUCAAGCUGAUUGACGACCGGUCCUCCCUAGUCCAAAAGGAGACCACCACCCGGGGAGGUGGCCGUCGCAAGUCCGCGUUCGCCGAAGAGGAGGAGGGCUACAUGUUUGUCGAAGAAGGGUUCCGGAUCCGGUUCGGCAACGGCGAAGUGAUUGACUUCUACGCCGACAGCGCGGCCGACAAAGACGGCUGGAUGAAGGUGCUGGCGGACGCCGUGGGCAAGGGAUCUUCUGGCAGCAGCCAAGUGAAGGCCUGGACCGAGGCAGUUCUCAAGCGGGAACGCAGCAUGAAGGUGAAAAGGGAGACGAUGGACCGGCCCCCUCAUCCCGCGGCGCCGCCCCCGCCGCCGGCUAAGGAUCCGGCCCCUCCGAUGACCCCGACGGCGCCGGCGCCGCCCGUGGGUCGUCCUCGACACAAGCACACCCUGUCGCAGCCCGAAGUUCGCGGGGCGGACGCUCGCCGGCAGAAGACGCGCUCCCUGAUGUUCUAG